GGAUGACUCUGGUCGGUGGCGAUAGCGGCAGUACCAGUGACGGCAGCAACACGUAGUAGCAGUCAACGGUGUCCAGGCAGCGCAACGCUUAGGAGGCAUACAGAACAUCGAGAUCCGACGCGCUGAUUACGGUGCAUCACGCAGCCGCGUUACGGAGCGGAUCUCCUAUCCGCAGCAUCCUCCUCGUUGAGCGUCGCCGCGGCUACGUAAGCGGAUAAUUAUCAACCGGAAAUACGUUAGGAAGUCAAUCAAGCUUGAUCCUUUGCUUGGUAUCCUUGUGGCAGAAUGAAGCUAUGCUGGAGUUUGGCUCUCGUGGCCGUCGCCUUGUUGAUGAUUCUUACGAAUGCGCGAGCGGAAGCUGAUCUGUGGGAGGAGGAUGACAAAGAGGUGCUUGUACGAACAGUACGUGGUACUAAGGAACGAACAUCCGGCAGCUCCUCAUCGUGCAGAUAUGUAAAGGGUCAAUGGUCGGAAUGCGACUCAAAUACCAACACACGGUCGCGCACUCUGAGCCUCAAGAAGGGCGACAAAUCCUGCGAGCAGACCAAGACUAUACAGAAGAAAUGUAAGAAAGCAUGUCGAUACGAGAAAGGCACGUGGAGCGGAUGCGCGAAUCAGAUGAUGACGAGAAUCGAUAAUUUGAAAGCGAACAGCGAUACAUCCUGCGAGAAGACGCGACGGCUCACCAAGAGGUGUAAACCAGAGACCAAUACCAAGAAAUCUGCCAAAGGUGAUCGAUCGAACAAGAAAUCGGGCAAGCAGUAAUUAUCCGCCAUACAAUCUCCAAUA
Atta colombica is the source of this 789-nucleotide messenger RNA. RefSeq lists its product as uncharacterized. The transcript has 5 exons. Gene Ontology annotation, biological process: mesoderm morphogenesis. Gene Ontology annotation, cellular component: extracellular region. The record is from RefSeq and is a predicted model, not a curated record. The coding region runs from base 286 to 765 and encodes 159 amino acids. Lineage: Eukaryota; Metazoa; Arthropoda; Insecta; Hymenoptera; Formicidae. Gene Ontology annotation, molecular function: heparin binding; growth factor activity.